This is a messenger RNA of Meyerozyma guilliermondii ATCC 6260, 1500 nucleotides long. Its product is annotated as 17-beta-hydroxysteroid dehydrogenase-like protein. The record is from RefSeq and is a predicted model, not a curated record. The transcript has a single exon. Gene Ontology annotation, biological process: glucan catabolic process. NCBI's taxonomy places the organism in Eukaryota, Fungi, Ascomycota, Pichiomycetes, Serinales, Debaryomycetaceae. Gene Ontology annotation, cellular component: cell surface; extracellular region. Gene Ontology annotation, molecular function: glucan endo-1,6-beta-glucosidase activity. Bases 1 to 1500 code for a protein of 499 amino acids.
AUGUUUGAUAAACUCAAGUUAAAGUCAAAAGGCUCUUCAAUUACUGCCGCAGAUCCUGUGGUUAAAGCCGGAGCCGAACCCACCAAGAAGCUGAUCUACCAAUCACGUAGAAACUUUGGAGUCAACAUUGGUGCUUGUUUUGUACUUGAAAAGUGGAUUUUCCAUGAACUAUUCCCAGAAGGAACAGAUUGCGAGUUAGAUGCUGUCACAAAGGUUGUUAAAGAUAAGGGUAAAGACGGUGCUCGUGAGGCAUUCGAGAACCAUUGGAUCGACUUUAUGAAUGAUGACGACUGGAAAUGGCUUCAGGAGCACAAGGUCACAUCAAUCAGAGUUCCAUUGGGAUACUGGGAAGUUGAUGGUGGCAAGUUUACCAAUGGCACAAGGUUUAGUAAAGUGAAAGAUGUCUACCAGAAUGCAUGGAAAAUCUUCAAGGAGAAAUUCGUCGAGCCAGCUGGUAGCCACGGCAUUUCUGUGCUAGUUGAUAUCCACGGUCUUCCCAAUGGAGCCAAUGGAAAUGACCAUAGUGGGGAGAAAUCGGGUGGAGAGGCUGGAUUUUGGAAUAGCCAAGACAUGCAAUUGUUGGUAUGCGAUAUGCUUCGCUUCAUUGCCAAAGACUUGAAGAAGUAUGACAACAUAUGUGGCAUACAAAUAGUCAAUGAGUCGGAAUUUGCUAACAAUCCUAAACGGCAAGAACGUUACUAUGCUGCCGCAAUUAAUCUGAUUAGAGAACACGACAAAGAUAUCCCCGUUGUUAUCUCUGACGGAUGGUGGCCCGACCAGUGGGCAAAGUGGGUCCAGAGUAAUCAAGGUGAGGGCCAGUCUUUGGGAGUCGUUAUUGACCAUCAUUGUUAUAGAUGUUUUUCUGACGACGACAAGAAGAAAUCUCCCAGACAAAUCACCGAGGAUUUGGAUAAAGAUUUGCUCACGAAUCUCAACAAUAAUGGCGAAGGCGUCGAUUUGAUGGUUGGAGAGUAUUCUUGUGUAAUUGACGGGGAGUCAUGGAAACGGGACGGUGCGCAAGACCAGAGGGACAAUCUCGUUGUAGAUUAUGGGCGCAAACAGUCCACAUUAUUGAGUCAACGAGCAACAUUUGGUAGCUAUUUCUGGACUUACAAGUUCCAAUCGGGAAAUGGAGGUGAGUGGGACUUCAAAACGAUGGUUAACAAGGGAGCAAUUGAGCCCUUAACUGUGAGAGACAGUGUUCCAGAUGAGAAUAUCAGAAACGAAAGAUUGGAUCAGGUAUUCAAGGCACACUGUGACUAUUGGAACAAUGAAAAUCCCAAAGAAAAGUACGAGCAUGAUCGUUACAAGCAAGGGUUUGAAGCUGCCUGGAACGAUGCCACUGCGUUCGCCAAGUUUAAUGGAUCUACCAUUGGCCGUGUCUACCCAUGGAAAAUCGCACGCUUACAAGAACAUAUCAAGAAACAUGGCAGUCUGAAACACUUGUGGGAGUUUGAACAAGGGUAUCAGGCUGGUUUGGUUGAAUUUGCAAAUAGCUAG